Aspergillus japonicus CBS 114.51 is the source of this 930-nucleotide messenger RNA. Its product is annotated as putative glycerol dehydrogenase (GCY1). Gene Ontology annotation, cellular component: cytosol. The record is from RefSeq and is a predicted model, not a curated record. Gene Ontology annotation, molecular function: aldose reductase (NADPH) activity. Lineage: Eukaryota; Fungi; Ascomycota; Eurotiomycetes; Eurotiales; Aspergillaceae. The transcript is spliced from 7 exons. The coding region runs from base 1 to 930 and encodes 309 amino acids.
AUGGCUCCCUCUACUCACUUCAAGCUCAACACGGGCGCCCUGAUUCCCGCCGUCGGUCUCGGAACCUGGAAAUCCGAGCCCGGAGAGGUGGCAAAGGCAGUAGCCUUUGCCCUCCAGAAUGGAUACCGUCACAUUGACGCAGCAUUGAUUUACGGCAACGAGAAUGAAGUCGGUCAGGGUAUCAGAGACAGCGGUGUACCCCGUGAGGAGAUCUUCAUCACCAGCAAGCUCUGGAACACCCACCACCCCAACGUCAAGGAGGGUCUGCAGAAGACUUUGGACGCGCUGGGCACCGACUACCUCGAUCUCUACCUGGUGCACUGGCCUGUUCGGCUUGUUCCCAACGAAACCAGCGAGCUUCUUCCAGUGAACCCAGACGGUACCCGCUCGGUAGACCGGUCAUGGGACCAGACCGAGACCUGGCGCCAGAUGGAGGAGGUGUACCGAUCUGGCAAGGUCAAGGCCAUCGGUGUGGCCAACUGGUCCAUCCCCUACCUCGAGGAGCUGCGCAAGAAGUGGACGGUCGUGCCGGCUGUCAACCAAGUCGAGCUGCACCCGUUCCUGCCGCAGCAUGAACUCCGCGAGUACUGCGAGAAGCUUGGCAUUCUUCUGGAGGCGUACUCGCCUCUGGGCUCCACUGGUGCCCCCAUCAUGAACGACCCCGAAAUCCAGCAGAUCGCGGACAAGAACGGCGUCUCGGCCGCCACGAUCCUCAUCAGCUACCACGUCAACAAGGGCGUGGUGGUGCUGCCCAAGUCGGUGAAUGAGAAGCGUAUCGCCAGCAACCGCGAGGUCAUUGCGCUCUCUGAAGAGGAUUUGGCCGUGCUCGAUGGGCUGGCGGCCAAGGGCAAGGCGCAGCGGCUGAACACACCGCUGUGGGGGUUCGACCUGGGCUUUGCGGACUGGUACGGUCCGGUCAAGGCGCAGUGA